Molecule: messenger RNA, 1563 nt
Organism: Lichtheimia ornata
Lineage: Eukaryota; Fungi; Mucoromycota; Mucoromycetes; Mucorales; Lichtheimiaceae
Exons: 8
Coding region: 1-1563 (520 amino acids)
Molecular function (GO): heme binding; monooxygenase activity; oxidoreductase activity, acting on paired donors, with incorporation or reduction of molecular oxygen
Source: RefSeq, a predicted model, not a curated record
AUGGCUACAUCUGUCCUCGCCUAUUCAUUCGAUCAACUUAAAGGCUUCAACCCACUACAACAUUUGGGCAAAAGUGCAUUAGCUGGUUUGGUGGGCUUAGGCAUUGUCUACAACGAUCGUGCAGCCUUUGAUGAAAAGCGACCGGAUAUUGCUCAAGAACCUGGCUGGCCCAUCCUUGGUAAUAUCCCUAUCAUCCUUAAAUGGGUGCCCUACUUUCACGAAUUUGGUGUUGAAGCAUUCACACGUAUGGAUCAACUCACUGUCAAAAUGAGCGUUUGUGUGGUGCCGCAUUAUAUCGUUACGAUCAAUCCCCAGAAUGUAGAACACCUUCUCAAAACCAACUUUGAAAACUACAUCAAGGGACCAGAAUUCCAUACAGCUUUGGGGGAUCUUUUUGGCCAUGGCAUCUUUAACGCUAACGGUGAAGAAUGGCGAUACCAACGCAAAACGGCAUCCAACGUGUUCAACAUCCGUAAUUUCCGUGAUCAUUUCACCGAUGUCUUUGUGGAGGAAAUUGAGCUCAUGUCUCACCACAUUCUCGAUAAGGCUGCCGAUGAGUGUCAGGUGCUCGAUUUCCAUGAUCUCAUGUACCGUUUUACGCUUGAUUCGUUCAUCCUUUUAGGAUUCGGUGUGCAACUCAAUGGGCUCAAGACUGAAGGCAAGGUUCCUUUUGCAGAGUCUUUUGAUCAAGCUCAAAAGAACACCUUCUUGCGCUUCAUCAACCCAUUUUGGCGUGUGAGCGAUGCCCUAUCCAAAGUUUUGUUCCCUACAAGCCAAAGCAUGGAUGAUCAUUUAAAGGUGGUCGACACCUUCGCUCGUGAAGUUGCUGAGAAGCGUCGUGGUGAAUUGGCUAGCGGCAUGGAGUUCCGUGAUCUUUUAUCCCGUUUCAUGACGGCACACAAUAACAAGGGUGAACCUCUUAACAACGACGAACUACGCGAUAUUGUGCUCAACUUUGUCAUUGCUGGUCGUGAUACCACAGCACAAGCUUUAUCGUGGGGAUUUUACAUGUUGUGCUGCCAUCCACGUGUCGAACGCAAGCUUUAUGAGGAAAUUAAAGAGUUCAUUGACGACUCUAUCAUGCACGAUUCAGCUGCUCUCUAUGAGCGUAUCAAGGACAUGAAAUACGCUCAUGCUUUCUUCUACGAAGUGCUACGCUUGUACCCAUCCGUGCCACUCAACAUGAAAUAUGCCUUGGAGGAUGACAUUUGGCCUGAUGGUACGCAUAUCCAAAAGGGCGAUUAUAUCCUUUGGUCCCCAUUUGCUCAAGGCCGUUCCGAAAAAGUCUGGGGACCCGAUGCUCGAGAAUUCAAACCUGAACGCUGGAUUAAACCUGAUGGUGAAUUGCGUCGUGAAUCACAAGGACAAUGGCCUGCUUUUCACGCUGGUCCUCGCACAUGUCUUGGACAAAACCUUGCCACACUUGAAGCGAUUGUCGCUAUUAUCUUUUUGGUGAAACGGUACCAAUUUGAAUUGGUCCCUGGCCAAGAAGUCACUUAUCAAGUAUCGCUUACUUUGCCCAUGAAGUAUGGCAUGAAGGUGACCGUGAAGAAGCGAGAAUAA